Molecule: messenger RNA, 1260 nt
Organism: Alternaria ventricosa
Lineage: Eukaryota; Fungi; Ascomycota; Dothideomycetes; Pleosporales; Pleosporaceae
Exons: 1
Coding region: 1-1260 (419 amino acids)
Source: RefSeq, a predicted model, not a curated record
AUGACGCUUUGCGACGAGUGCGAUAACGAGGGCGCACUACGUUGCGUUGGCUGCGGUUCCAGCUGGUACUGCUCCAAAGAGUGCCAGAAGAAGGCGUGGCCUCUUCACAAGAUUCUCUGCAAAUCCGUCAAGGACUUUCAAGACCGGCCCAAAGCCGAAGAACCUGGCGAGAAGUACACUCGCGCGAUCUACUUCCAUUCCGAUGAGGGCGCACCACGAUUCGUUUGGCUCAAGACUACGACCAAAGAUGGAGAGUACGGACACCCUUGCCUCACAGCUUGCCCCGGUGCGCUUGCCGCCAUCAAUGAGAAAGAAGCAGAGUCUGCAGAAGAGAGUGGUAUGACAGAUAUGAAGAUCCGGCAUAAUCACGCGCUCGCCCGUCGUCUCCCGUACAACUUGUUCCUGUCCUACCGCGAGAACUUUCUCCACGAUGGAUCGACACACAACAUGGCCAUCGACAAGAUCAUCGAUUCCCAUUCUCCUCACCUGCACGCCUGGCGGGGUCCGAUGAUUGCGUAUGGGACUGAUGCCUUCGAUGACGUUCCUUUCAGUCAAGAUGCGUCGUACAGUCAAGAUCUCGGUCCUUCCGACCUUCGUAUCAUCGCGCACAAGCUCAACACUUACUACUUCAAGUACGCUGUUGGUCCGACGAUUGAGGACAUCAAAGAAGAGUUGAGUAGCGUGGUCGGCGUACGGAUCAACUGCGAUGGUGAUGUGGAAGUUGAAGGCCGUCCUCGCUAUGAGCCUAUGGAACUUCCAGCCUAUCGUUCGUUCUUCCACGCAGCCACCGAUGUUUCAAAGCACAUUGAGCUACCCAUCGUUGUGCAGCGCAUUUCCGGAAGUGUUCGCAAGUGGGGAACUCGGGCGAACACCAGUUCUUCUCCCUACACCAACACUGGAGCUACAUUCCUUCACAUCGGCUGCAAACCUGAGCGCAAAGAAUGGGGUCUCAACUUCGGUCUCGCACCACUUGAAUGGCAGGAUUCAGUUUGCAGUGUCGUCGUUAUGCGCAAAGACAAGAAGGCACUGCUCCCGGAACAUGUCGACGCGCUUGUCGAAUACCAUCAGAGGUAUCUCAUGGCGUUCUUCCAGCAUGAGUCUGAGACUACGUAUGGAGGCACCGAGGAUGAGGUGCAGCAGGGCAAGGCGCGGAUUAUGAACGAGAUCACCAAGGACAAGUUUGAGAAGUACUAUGUGGCUUGGAAGUCGAGGCAGACGGACGAGGUGAAGCGGCAACAGAUCUCGCCAUACGACGUUUAG